AUGGUAGGGAUGGUUUCCGGUCUGAAAGGGAGGAACUAUCAAGAAAAACUUAAGGAGCUAGGUCUGCAAACCCUUGAAACCAGACGGAGAAGAUUUGAUAUGAUCCAAACAUUUAAGAUUCUCAAGGGGUUUGACCGUGUGGAUAGCAGUUUAUGGUUUGAAACUGUUGGGAAUGAGCCUUCAAGACGAACAAGACAAUCUGCUUAUCAUUUGAACCUAGUUAAGAGGCAAGCAAGGCCUGAAAUAAGGAGCAACUUCUUCUCAAUCAGGGUUAUUGAACCCUGGAAUAGAUUGCCAACUGAACUGAAAGAGAGCAAGACUGUAAAAUCAUUCAAGGAUGGAUUGGACACCAUCAUUUAA
Molecule: messenger RNA, 360 nt
Organism: Eurytemora carolleeae
Lineage: Eukaryota; Metazoa; Arthropoda; Copepoda; Calanoida; Temoridae
Exons: 1
Coding region: 1-360 (119 amino acids)
Source: RefSeq, a predicted model, not a curated record